AUGAAAAAGUUUGAGACGAGCGCCUUAUGUAAAACUUCGCCAAGGGCCUUUGAGCACCUGGAUAUUGAGGACUGCGAGGAUCUCCUUGAUGGCUUACGAGAGGUGGUCCACGACGACUACGGGAUGCCCGUUUCCACAUUCAUGUCUUCCUCUACACCCUCAAAGCCCGCAGACCGACCCAGUGUGGUCAAAUCACCACCUGUCUCAGACAGACCUCCAGCGACUACUUGGGUAUCCGAUACCGUAGCCGACGUGCGAGACCGGCGAAACAUGCUCGGAUGGACGCAUCUGCUCUUCUUAAAAGGCUUGGACCAAGAGGAGAAGGACGAUAUCCUUGGGCGGACAGCCGUGCACGAUCCUGAGGUUGCAAAAAUGAUUGAAGAGGCAAAAAAAGCACAUGCUGAGGAGGUCCUCUUUUUUUCUUAUCGGGAAGUGGGCAAGCCGACAAAAGGGAUUAAUGCAAUCAUCGAAAAAAUACUCUUGUAUAUCAACAACAGCGCUUCUUCUGGAACCUACAAAAACACCGCCUCUGCGAUUAUCGGCACCGGUUCUGAUACUCUAUCGUUCGGUGGCGAAAUCGGGAAAUAUGUUCUGCAAGGUCCUCUUCCUUAUUGCGACACGUUAGAGCGAUUACUUGAAUAUCCGGAUAUCGCGGAUUAUGGAAAUCUGAUUGAAGAAAUAUGA
Molecule: messenger RNA, 684 nt
Organism: Guyanagaster necrorhizus
Lineage: Eukaryota; Fungi; Basidiomycota; Agaricomycetes; Agaricales; Physalacriaceae
Exons: 3
Coding region: 1-684 (227 amino acids)
Source: RefSeq, a predicted model, not a curated record